AUGGCUGCUCAUUUCUCUUCAAUCUUCGACGUCGUAUCGACAAACAAUGAACUUGUUGCUGCUGGUACGGCAGCGAACAAUGAACCCAUCGCCGCCCCUCAGAAAUCAGUCACCAGAACAUAUCACUCAGCCCAACAACCUCAUGCCAUUGAACUCGAUAAUUUACAAUGGGGAUCCAAUGUCAGUCGACCAUCUGCAUCUGGAACCACCACACCUGGAGUAGAACCUGGAUCGGGAUGGACAACUCCAGGUUGGCAGGGUUCAACAUCCCCAAGCGCGCUGGAAGAGAGUCGACCACAAACUCCAAAUGACGAGCCGGAAUACAUCGUUCAAAGCUUCUCUAACCCUCCCAAGAAUAGAUACAGAAUGAUUGCGACCUGUUUGCUGAACUUUGGCAACGGUUUGAGUGAUGCUGCAGCUGGACCCUUGAUUCCAAGGAUGAUCAUAGCAUAUAACAUUCAAGAAAGACUCGUAUCUCUCAUAUUCAUCACGCAGGCAAUAGGCUAUAUUUCGGCAGCCUUUUUCAUAGAUGCUAUCAAAUCUCGAUUUGGAAGAGCCAAAUCUAUAAUGUUUGCUGAAGGCCUCAUGGUUAUUGGCUAUGUGAUGAUCGUUCCCAAUCCUCCAUUCCCAGUGGUUGUCCUGGCAUUCUUAUUCAUCGGAUUUGGCAUGGCAAUUAACUUGUCGUUGUCAAACGUUUUCGCAGCUAACCUCGAUAAUGGUACUAAAAUGUUGGGCUUCAUGCAUGGUUCCUACGGAGUUGGGGGUAUCAUUGCUCCAUUGGUAGCCACCACACUCGUUUCGUCUGGCAUUUCAUGGAGUCGUUACUAUUUUAUUCCGCUUGGAAUAAUGCUCGUAAAUUUAGUAUUUGCCGGAUGGGCUUUCUGGGACUACGAGGAUCCAAAUGAAACGGCACUGCUCAACUUGACUCAAUCAGGAAGCAGACCAAAGUCCAGUGCAAAGAAGGACUUGAUGGAAAUGUUGAAAGCUGCUAAAUUACCAGCUGUCUUGAUCGGUGCCAUUUUCAUUUUCUCCUAUCAAGGUGCGGAAGUUUCUAUCUCCGGCUGGGUUGUCUACUUCUUGCAACAAACCAGAGGUGCUAAUAACAAUGCUGGAUAUGUUACUUCUGGUUUCUGGGGUGGUAUCACACUCGGUCGUUUCUUACUAUCUCCUGUCGGGCACAAUAUUGGUGAAAAGAUGUUUGUGAUUAUCGUUGUGGUCUUAUCAGCUGCUUUCGAAGGAAUCGUUUGGGGUGUUCCGAACGUCAUUGGAGACGCUGUUGCGGUUUCCAUCGUCGGUCUCCUUCUUGGGCCCGUCUACCCAUGUGCUGCCUACGUUUUCACUCGCAUCAUCCCUCGCAAAUACCAAGUCAGUGGAAUGAGUGUCAUCAGUGCUCUUGGUAGUUCUGGUGGUGCCAUUGCUCCUUUCACCACCGGAGUUUUGGCUGAGUCCUUUGGCAAUUUCGUCUUGCAUCCUAUUGCUUUAGGUCUCUUUGCUGUCAUGAUGCUUUGCUGGUUCUUAUUACCAAAUGCGGAGAAGAAAGACGAUUGA
Botrytis byssoidea is the source of this 1548-nucleotide messenger RNA. RefSeq lists its product as uncharacterized. Gene Ontology annotation, molecular function: transmembrane transporter activity. Bases 1 to 1548 code for a protein of 515 amino acids. Lineage: Eukaryota; Fungi; Ascomycota; Leotiomycetes; Helotiales; Sclerotiniaceae. The record is from RefSeq and is a predicted model, not a curated record. Gene Ontology annotation, cellular component: membrane. The transcript has 2 exons. Gene Ontology annotation, biological process: transmembrane transport.